CUUUCUUCCGCCGUGCCACCUUAACUUUUCAACGUAUCUAGUGUAGGGUUACUCGUCUCGUUUCACAUCAAGAUAUUAUAAUCAGUAAUUGCCAUCAGUGACUUUCUUACACUUAUUUGCCAUUCUUGUUCAAUGAUGGCGAUAGCACAGAAUAAUGUACAGUUACACCAGAAAGUGAUGUGAUGCCCAUUCCGCUGCUGAUUUGUUGAAUUGUUUGGAGGUAGUGAGGAAACUCUGAAAGGAGUCCUCCCAAGCGGAAGCUCAGCGGUUUGAUUUCUGAAUUGUGUGGGUUGGAGCGUCUGAAUCUGGUUUUGGAGACUCGUUGGAGUGAUUGAGGUGGAGGGAACCAUGGAGCGGUUUCUGGCGACUGUGGGGAUAGACGAUCAGGUCGGAGGAGAGUCAGUUUUUGGGUCCGUAAAGAUUGCUGUAUUACCAAUAGCAAAGGUUUUCACAAUGUGCUUUUUGGGAUUUCUUAUGGCAUCCAAGUAUGUGAAUAUUUUGCCAGCAAGUGGUAGGAAGCUCUUGAAUGGGUUGGUGUUUUCACUGUUGCUUCCAUGUUUGAUAUUCUCCCAACUUGGACAAGCUGUGACUGUAGAGAAAAUGAUUCAGUGGUGGUUUAUACCUGCCAAUGUGAUUCUGGCUACAGUAACCGGCUCAAUAAUUGGUUUCAUUGUUGCAUCCAUUGUCCGUCCCCCAUACCCAUUCUUCAAGUUCACAAUUAUACAAAUUGGGAUCGGGAACAUUGGGAACGUGCCUCUUGUCCUGAUCGCCGCUUUAUGUAGAGACGAGUCCAGUCCAUUUGGUGAUUCAAACAAAUGUAGCACAGAUGGGACUGCCUACAUUUCAUAUGGCCAGUGGGUUGGUGCAAUAGUUCUAUACACAUAUGUAUUUCAUAUGCUGGCCCCUCCUCCUGAAGGUUCCUUUGACAUUGAUGAUGCAAGCCUACCUGUGAAGAACACACCAAAAGAUAGCACUCCUGAGCAGGUUCCCUUGCUUACUGCAGAAGCAGCACCAACAGAUUCAAAUGCUUCCAAGAAAGGAAAGAUCAAAGAAAUUCUAAUUUCUUUGUAUGAGAAGUUGAAGCUCAAGCAAAUCCUUCAGCCACCUAUCAUAGCAUCUAUCCUAGCAAUGCUAUUAGGUGCAAUUCCGUUUUUGAAGCGUUUGAUCUUUACUGCUGAUGCUCCACUUUACUUUUUUACCGACAGCUGCAUCAUUCUUGGGGAGGCCAUGAUUCCAUGUAUUCUGCUGGCUCUGGGAGGCAACCUCGUUGAUGGACCUGGAAGUUCUAAACUAGGUCUACGGACAACUGCUGCUAUUAUAUUCGGGCGGUUAGUCUUGGUGCCCCCUACAGGGCUAGGUGUCGUAAUGUUGGCUGAUAAGCUGGGAUUCCUCCCUCCCGGUGAUAAGAUGUUUCGAUUCAUCCUACUCCUCCAGCAUUCAAUGCCCACAUCAGUCCUUUCUGGCGCUGUUGCCAAUCUGAGAGGUUGUGGAAGAGAGGCAGCAGCGGUCCUGUUCUGGGUUCAUAUUUUUGCCGUCUUAUCAAUGGCUGGGUGGAUAGUUCUUUACCUCAACAUUCUUUUCUGACAAGUAUGGAAGCCAUGCCUUGUGCCUAAACUACCUACCUUCUUCUUUCGCUACCUCAUCUGGUUAAGGUAUGCCCAUAGCUAAACAGCCUUUAGUAGGAGACAUUUUCCUGUGAAAGGAAAGGUGACAGUAAAAGAAGACCAUGUCACCAUGAUAGAAUGAAGGAGCACCUCUGUUCAUAAGAGCUUUAGAAUGGAGCUCUGAAAUUUGUACACUCGUAUUGUCAAUAGUAAUUGUUCAUUUAGUAAAGAAAAUGAAAGUUUUUUUUUUGUUCUUCUCUAUUUUGACUUGGGUUUAAUGUGAAUUGGAGGUAAGCUUACGACAAAGAAAUGAAUGUCCUGUGCAAGUCGGAUAAGCUUACUAAUCAUGAGUAAGUCCAUUAUUAUGAGAAAUACUCUACAUUUAUGA
Molecule: messenger RNA, 1992 nt
Organism: Tripterygium wilfordii
Lineage: Eukaryota; Viridiplantae; Streptophyta; Magnoliopsida; Celastrales; Celastraceae
Product: protein PIN-LIKES 6-like
Exons: 11
Coding region: 349-1584 (411 amino acids)
Biological process (GO): endoplasmic reticulum to cytosol auxin transport
Cellular component (GO): membrane
Source: RefSeq, a predicted model, not a curated record